CCGGGGCUGCAGCCGAGGGAUGGGGCGGGGGCCUGGGGCCCCGAGCCUCCCACCCCCCACAGCCCGGAGAAAGGGACCCGGCCGGCGGGGGAGGGCCGCAGGCCUGGGCAGCGAGAUGGCAGGGCAGGGACCCGGCCGGCAUUGAUGCUGGGGAGGCCUCCAGGGAUGGAGAAUGGCCUGGCUGGUGACAGCACAGGAGAUGGGCUGGCGAUGAAGAUCAAGCAAGAGAAACCAGACCGGCUGCUGCAGCCGCUGGCGCCGCAGGCCGCGCUUUCGGAGAAGGAUAAAGAGAACAUUUUCCAGCAGCGGCAGGGCCUCCCGCCAUGCCAGACCAUGGGGAGGCCUCGAGCCCUGGGGGGACAGGAGGAGACUGGGGGUCCAAGGCGGGCCCCUCCCACUGAGCAGGAUGGGGGGCUGGCAGGCCAGGCUCCCGGGGCAGUCCCUGGCCCCCUGAGCCCCGCGCUUUCUGCUGGUGAGGGUCACUUUGUGUGCGUGGACUGCGGGAAGAGGUUCAGCUGGUGGUCAUCUCUGAAGAUCCACCAGCGCACUCACACUGGAGAGAAGCCGUACCUCUGUGGCAAGUGCGGCAAGAGCUUCAGCCAGAAGCCAAACCUGGCGCGCCACCAGCGGCACCACACGGGCGAGCGGCCCUUCUGCUGUCCCGAGUGCGCGAGGCGCUUCAGCCAGAAGCAGCACCUGCUCAAGCACCAAAAGACCCACUCUCGGCCCGCCACCCAUUCGUGCCCCCAGUGCGAGCGCUGCUUCCGCCACCAGGUGGGCCUCCGCAUCCACCAGCGCGCGCACGCCCGGGACCGCCAGGGCGCCCGAGCCGGCCUGCACGAGCUGCUCCGGGACGCGGCGGCGCGGCUGGCCUGUCGCCUGCGGCCGGCGCCGCCGCGGGGGCGCCCCGAGUGGGCCUGGCUGGGGCUCUGCCAGGGCUGGUGGGGCCAGCCUGGGACCCGGACCGCAGAGCCGGGCCCCUCGGGGUCCGGCGAACAGCGCCAGUUCAUCUGCAACGAGUGCGGCAAGAGCUUCACCUGGUGGUCGUCGCUGAACAUCCACCAGCGCAUCCACACAGGCGAGCGGCCCUAUGCGUGCCCCGAGUGCGGCCGCCGCUUCAGCCAGAAGCCCAACCUCACGCGGCACCUGCGCAACCACACGGGCGAGCGCCCGCACGCGUGCCUGCACUGCGGCCGCGGCUUCCGCCAGAAGCAGCACCUGCUCAAGCACCUGCGCACCCACCUGCCGGCCGCGCAGGCCGUGCCCUGCCCCCGCUGCGGGAAGAGCUGCCCCAGCCGCGCGGCGCUGCGGGCCCACCAACGCGCGCACGCCGCCGCCGAACUGCUGCGCCCCGGGCCCGCCGUCCCGGGCGGGGAGCCGGGCUCCGAGCCGCAGGCCGAGGGACCCCCGGGCUCAGCCGCGCGGCCGCGCAGCGCCCAGCGGUCCCGAGGAGCCGGGGACGCCAUGUGGGGCCGGGGCCGCGCGGGCCUGGCCGGGCCCAACGAGCCGCGCCAGUUCAUCUGCAACGAGUGCGGCAAGAGCUUCUCGUGGUGGUCGGCGCUCACCAUCCACCAGCGCAUCCACACGGGCGAGCGGCCCUACGCGUGCCCCGAGUGCGGCCGCCGCUUCAGCCAGAAGCCCAACCUCACGCGGCACCGGCGCAACCACACGGGCGAGCGGCCCUACCUGUGCGCCGCCUGCGGCCGCGGCUUCCGCCAAAAGCAGCACCUGCUCAAGCACCAGCGCGUUCACCGCGGAGCCCUGGCGCCCAGCCCCAAGGAGGAGGCGCGCUAGUGGACUGGAGCCGAGAACCGUGGUGGUGGUGGGGGGACGUGUGUGGGGGAGCGCGUGGGCAAUGGGGUGGCCAGGAGUGCUGGC
Molecule: messenger RNA, 1878 nt
Organism: Lemur catta (Ring-tailed lemur)
Lineage: Eukaryota; Metazoa; Chordata; Mammalia; Primates; Lemuridae
Gene: ZNF775
Product: zinc finger protein 775
Biological process (GO): regulation of transcription by RNA polymerase II
Cellular component (GO): nucleus
Molecular function (GO): DNA-binding transcription factor activity, RNA polymerase II-specific; RNA polymerase II transcription regulatory region sequence-specific DNA binding
Source: RefSeq, a predicted model, not a curated record